Lathyrus sativus (Indian pea) is the source of this 1332-nucleotide messenger RNA. The record is from the annotation of a GenBank genome assembly. NCBI's taxonomy places the organism in Eukaryota, Viridiplantae, Streptophyta, Magnoliopsida, Fabales, Fabaceae.
AUGGACGGAGACGACGACACCUCCGGCACGAUGAUCGACGAAAUCUACGCGAACGGCGGCGAAGAGAGCGACCAGCGUAGUCGGAGAGCAAUCAUGAGCGGCGAUCAACUCGAUGUCGAAGCGUACGCGGCUCUAUACUCAGGGAGGACGAAGAUCAUGCGGUUGCUAUUCAUCGCCAACAAAAGCAAGAACCCUACGGUACAGCUUGACACACUUCGCAUGGCGUAUGAUGAGAUUAAGAAGGGAGAGAAUACUCAGUUGUUUAGGGAAGUUGUGCAGAAGAUUAAUGGGAGGUUGGGUCCAAACUAUGAGAUGGAUUUGAGUUGGUGUGAAGGGGUUGAUCGAAAGGCUGAGCAGAAGAAAGAGAGACUCGAGAAUGAGCUUAAUGCUUAUAGGACAAACUUGAUCAAAGAAAGCAUACGAAUGGGAUACAACGAUUUUGGAGAUUUUUACUAUUCUCAUGGUCAACUAGGAGAUGCUUUUAAAAGUUAUGUCCGUACCCGGGAUUAUUGCACUACGUCAAAGCAUAUAGUUCAUAUGUGUUUGAGUACGAUUCUUGUCAGCAUUGAGAUGGGGCAAUUUUCUCAUGUCUCAAGCUAUGUUAGCAAGGCAGAACAGGGAACAGAUGCUCUUGACUCGAUAAUAAUUUCCAAGCUACGAUGUGCCGCAGGAUUGGCAAAUCUAGAGGCCAAAAAGUAUAAGCUUGCUGCUCGAAAGUUUCUAGAAACAGGCCCAGAACUGAGUAGUCACUAUAAUGAUGUAAUUGCAUCUCAAGAUGUUGCAACAUAUGGGGGACUUUGUGCACUUGCAACAUUUGAUCGAGCGGAGUUAAAGAGUAAAGUUAUAGAUAAUUCCAACUUCCGGAAUUUCUUAGAGUUAGUACCUGAAGUAAGGGAACUGAUUAAUGACUUUUAUUCAAGCCACUAUGCUUCCUGUCUGGAAUACCUUGGCAACCUCAAAGCAAAUCUGUCACUUGAUAUACAUUUGCAUGACCAUGUCGAGACACUUUAUGAUCUAAUUCGUCACAAAGCCCUUAUCCAGUAUACACACCCAUUUGUGUCUGUUGAUUUGAAUAUGAUGGCUAAUGCAUUCAAGACAACUGUUGUUGGACUUGAGAAAGAACUCGAAGCAUUGAUUACUGAUAAUCAGAUACAGGCUCGAAUUGAUUCACACAACAAAAUAUUGUAUGCACGGCACGCAGAUCAAAGGAAUGCCACCUUUCAAAGGGUUCUAGAAACUGGAAGGGAAUUUGAUCGGGAUGUUCGUUCCAUGUUGCUGAGAUCAAAUCUAAUUAAGCAUGACUACAAUGUUAGGGCAUCAAGGAAACUUUGA